AUGGAAAAUAAAAAUCAAAAUAAUGAAUUAUCAAUUUUUGCUGAAAUAUUACCAAAUGUAAAGUCUAUGACCGUUAAUGUUGGUUUACCAAACAAAAAAGAUGAAUCUUCAUAUAAAUUCGGAAUAUAUCCGUUAAAAUUAAUUUUCGAGUCACAACCACCACCAAAUAAAGCAACCUUACCUAUAAAAAUCGAAGUACCUUUAGUACAAACAAUCGAAACGUCAGAACAACCGAUAGUAACAAACUCUGAAGAGAGUAUAGAUAUAAAACUUAAAUUACGUACGUUUGUACGUAAAAGGCCUGCGAAAAGAGAUAUUAGUACGAGUGAAACUUACCAAUCUCCCUUUAGUUCAACAGAAAUCUCUUCGCUCAAGAAUAUAUUAUGUGGAAUGUGUAAAGAACGAUGCAUUAAAGAGAAUACGUUAAAUAAGAUAUUGGAUAUGCCAUCAGAACAUUGGUUAGAAUUAAUAGAUUGUUGGAUGUGUCAUCAAGAAAAUUACAAACAUGCCAUAAUCGGGGAUAUUGUUGCUAAAGAAAAUGUUGGAUUGGUUGGUAAUACAUAUUUUUUAAUGCAUCCUAAUAAUGUGAGAGAGAACGUUCUGAGAGUUGAUGUUGAGGAAUCACAGGAAAUCGAUAUUAUAAUGGACUUAAAGAAGGCUAAUAUCAUGAAAUUGGAUAAUUUGGUCGAUACUACGAGUCCUAAAUUAAAUCAUGCUCAUUUAUUUCAACAUUGGGCAAAAGGAAUGUCAAAGAAAUGGAUAUCAAUGAAUUGUUCAAGAUGCUUGGCUUCUAUCGGAGAAGGUUUAUAUUGUAAAUCUAAUGAAGAAUUAAUUUUAUUAGCCGUUAGGUUUAGUAAAUAUAUGACCUUAAUUGAAUUAGGAGGAAGUGAGGAUGUUAAUGUUAAAGAGUCAAUUAUACGAAAAUACAAAUUUACAGCUUUUUUUGCCGGGGAUUUUCUUGAAGCGGCAAAAGCUCAUGCAACUUAUAGGUUUAUUAUUAAAGGGAAAAGGUUCAGACGACCUUAUAUUUUGAUUUGGCUAUUUGGAUGGGAUUCGAAAAUUAUGAUGAAUGCUUUGGAAGGAAGUAAACCCUUUCGCCCAUUUUCAAAAAAUGUUGAAGAAGAUUGUAGUAUUAUUGAAAGUAAUUUGAAGAUAUGUGAUGUUAUGAAGAUUUUGUAUGUUGAUUGUACAACUAUAGAACAAGAUGUCACGUCUACAAGGUUAAUGGAACAAUGGCAAAAGGAUAAGACAGUAGAACAUUUUAUCUAUCAAGAUGAUAUUUGUUUAGAAUUAUUAUUGUUGUUAAGGAAGAGUACGAGUUGUCUACCUUUCAGUAAAAGGCAUAUGAAUGAUUUCUUGGUAGGAUUUAUGGAUAUGAAUGGAUGA
This is a messenger RNA of Funneliformis geosporum, 1386 nucleotides long. The record is from the annotation of a GenBank genome assembly. NCBI's taxonomy places the organism in Eukaryota, Fungi, Glomeromycota, Glomeromycetes, Glomerales, Glomeraceae.